AAAUGGGUUUCUAGCAGUCCAGAUCUGUCACCUAUUGAAACUUUGUGGACGAGAUGAAAAAGGUUCUACGACAACAUCCUGCUCGUAAAAUCACUGAACUGAGACAAAAGCUUCAAGAAAUAUGGGAUUGUUUUACACCAAAUUUUUGCUAAAACUUGGUUAAGAAUUUCAGCCGUAAUAAAAAAUAAAGGUCUAAGUGAUUUCAAAUAUGUAUUUUUUAC
Acanthoscelides obtectus is the source of this 221-nucleotide messenger RNA. The record is from the annotation of a GenBank genome assembly. NCBI's taxonomy places the organism in Eukaryota, Metazoa, Arthropoda, Insecta, Coleoptera, Chrysomelidae.